CUCUCUUCAAUAGUAUCUCACAUUUGGAGCACCAAAAGCAUGUAACUUGCCAGGAAGGAAACAGCCGUGGGCGGACGCUGUACCUCAUAACCUCAGCAACCACCGAAGCAGUUCACGGUCAAAUAUUGCCAGGCCGGAAACGUCAGCGAGUCGGUGCACAGCAAGAUCCCACACAAACUGUGGUAACGGCCAGAGAGGCUGGGUCUUGUCCCACAUCGGUCGGGCUGUGCUCCAAUGUCCUGAUGAUAUUCUCGCUAAACACAAGGGAAACGCAGGAUGACCAUGACUCAUGUUGGAGCAACUUUGGCUGCACUAACUGGAGUUGUAGCCUUCUUCCUUUACUCUUCCAUACACAAGAUUGAAGAGGGCCACCUUGGUAUUUACUACAGAGGUGGUGCUUUGUUGGCCAGUCCAAGUUACCCAGGAUACCACAUUAUGAUACCCUUUAUUACCAGCUUCAGAUCUGUUCAGACAACUUUACAAACAGAUGAAGUGAAAAAUGUGCCUUGUGGAACAAGUGGUGGUGUCAUGAUCUAUUUCGACAGAAUAGAAGUGGUAAACAGCCUUGCUCCAAGUGCAGUGUAUGAUAUUGCUAAGAACUACACAGCUGACUAUGAUAAGACGUUGAUUUUCAACAAAAUUCAUCACGAGUUGAACCAAUUUUGCAGUGUUCACACCUUACAGGAGGUCUACAUUGAGUUAUUUGAUCAAAUAGAUGAGAACUUGAAAUUGGCUUUACAAAAAGACUUGAUUGUUAUGGCACCUGGCCUUACAAUCCAGGCUGUUCGAGUUACAAAACCUAAAAUUCCAGAGGCAAUUAGAAGGAAUUUUGAACUUAUGGAAGCAGAGAAGACAAAGUUGCUUAUUUCUACACAGAGGCAAAAGGUCGUGGAAAAAGAGGCUGAAACGGAAAGAAAACGAGCUAUUAUUGAGGCAGAAAAAGUUGCACAAGUAGCCCAGAUUCAAUUUCAACAAAAGGUUAUGGAAAAGGAAACAUUGAAGAAGAUUUCACAAAUUGAAGAUGCUACUUAUGUAGCCAAACAGAAAGCUAAAGCAGAUGCAGAUUUCUACACUGCUCAGAAGAUUGCACAAGCCAACCAGUUAAAACUAACUAAAGAGUAUUUGGAACUGGCUAAAUACCAAGCAAUUUCAACAAACAGCAAGAUUUAUUUUGGGAGUGACAUCCCAGACAUGUUUAUGGAUAAGAGUGUCUUUCAGCCGAACACUGAAAGGAGAACUGGGGAAACUUCCUCCAGUGACGAUAAAACAUCUAAAGCAGCAUCAAGCACAAAACAAAAAGAUGCAAUAAAAGAUUCCACAGAGACUUAGUCUGAACAAAUCAAAAAUGAUACUGCUUUGUUUAAUUUUGAAGAAUACGAUUUAUAUAAAACGGUUGGACUAUGCUUGCAAGGAUUCUGGUAUGAUGACCAUCAGUUUGGGUGCAGCGUUCUAUUAAGGGAUACUGUUUUUAUAAAGCAAUGCUGGAAUGGCAACAUUUGAAAUUUUGACACAUAACUAGACUUUUAGUCAUUGGUAAUGAUCAGUAUUUCCAAACACACAUUCUAUGUCAAAAGCUGAUAUGUGUCUAAUACAAAAUGUUGCACCUAACUGAAAACCGAUUGUGACGUUGAGAAUUUACAAAUACCUGUAAUAAGGAUUACUUUGUAUAUUUCUGGGCAUGUCACAGCAUUCAUGAUUUAGAAUGUCUAAAUGCUGUGAUUAUGUAUUUUGCAAUUUAGAUUUUGAUUAUGAUCAACAGGAAAGUGAUUGACAGCUGUGAAGAAUAUUUUUAACUUGGGCAAACUAUAAUGCUCUCAAACUGAUCAAAGGAAUUAGAAAAUAUGUUUUAGAAUUAUCAAGGUACCAUUGUAUUUCAACACUUCACUUGAUCCUGUUUUCAUUUCUUUUCCAAUAAUCCCCCUAAUCACAAGUUGGUAAUUCUAUUGUCUAUAUCAAUUUUUUUUUCUCUCUCUCAAAGGGUACUGAACUUUAUACUGCCUUUCAAAAGUAUGUUGGCAGUUGUGGGCUCUGGCUGUUUUGGAAACCAACAAAAAAAUGCUGAUCUGUACGCUGGCAAAAUGCAACAAAAACCCUUUUUAAAAGCUUUUUUAAGGUAGCUUUGUGAAAAAAAAUUGUUUUGUUUGAACAUGCAUCAUUGCCAUUUCAGGUGGAUUUGGGAUCUGUUACUGAGUUUUAGCAACUGUUUUGGCAUUGUAUUUCCUGCAGCAUGAAAUCUUGAAAAUAUUUUUACUUGACUACAUCUUUUUCCAAUUUAUAUUUUUAACACUGACUUGAAAUCGUCCAUUGCAGUUGUAUUAACACCGGUGAAGAUAUCCCUUUUAACUAGUUGCAAGUUGCAGUUCUGUGAAGCCAGGGCUGCUUUGGUGGAAAGAUUCCAUUUUAAAAUUUGUUGCAGUUGUUCACAAUUGACCCUUAACACUAGGUGGUGAUGCAAAAUUUCUUAGAUAAAGGCCAUUAAUGGAAUCUAAUGGAGUUCUCACAUUAUGUAAUUGUUGGAAAAAUUAACUGAGUUGAAGGAAAUAUUAAUGUGUUGGAUGGAUUGCAGGUAAAUAUUAAAGGUAUCCUUUCCUUGAAAAGAGCCUACUCAGAUUUCUGGGCAAUUGGUAUAUGCAGAUACUAAUGUUUAUUUUUGAUAAUUUGCAAUACAGUAGAAACAUUUUACAUCAUGCUGUGUAGUUGAUAUCUUUGUAGUGUUCUAGCUUUUAUAUGCAACGUUCGUAUUGAGCUGAUGCUUGUCUUUAUCCCCAGAUUUCUUAAGGUUUUGAUGUUAAAAUUGAAUAUGGGUUCCAAUGGGUCUGACUUAUUUCUCAUGUAUGAAGCUCUGCCUGUCUCAAAUGAUGUACCAAAACAAAAUUCUAGAGAAGUUUGGAUUGAUUUAAAUUUAAUUUCAUUAUAUUGGGAAUUUGGGUUUCAAUGUUGCAUCUUUUGGCUCUAAAUAUACAAUACGAUUUAUGUUUUCAAUUGGUAUUUUUGAUGUGGACUGUAAUACUUAAUUUGUACUUCAGUAAUUCCAAAAGGCUGAUGUCUUAACUUGUACUUAACAAUUAAGAGUUUUCUUUUCAAAUUUGGGUAAUGAUAGAAAUCAGUUUGCAUGUACAUACUUUGUGAAACAAACAUGCAAAGUGCAAAUGUUAAAUGCUUUGAGCAGCAGUCGGAAGUUUAAUUUGUUUUGAGGAAAACAGGCAGUUUGAAAUAUGAAUUUGGAGCAAAUGAAUAACAUGAGUAACUACAUCUCAAAGAAAUUUUUGUAAACUGAAUUAUAAAACAAGAUUGACUGACUUUUUCCAAUAGCUCAAAAAAUAAACUUAUUUUGAUACCA
Messenger RNA from Hemiscyllium ocellatum (epaulette shark), 3340 nucleotides. RefSeq names its product erlin-1-like. Gene Ontology annotation, molecular function: ubiquitin protein ligase binding; cholesterol binding. The record is from RefSeq and is a predicted model, not a curated record. The transcript has 12 exons. Gene Ontology annotation, biological process: SREBP signaling pathway. Bases 277 to 1329 code for a protein of 350 amino acids. NCBI's taxonomy places the organism in Eukaryota, Metazoa, Chordata, Chondrichthyes, Orectolobiformes, Hemiscylliidae. Gene Ontology annotation, cellular component: endoplasmic reticulum membrane; endoplasmic reticulum.